Messenger RNA from Sphaeramia orbicularis (orbiculate cardinalfish), 5342 nucleotides. RefSeq names its product epsin 2 (gene epn2). NCBI's taxonomy places the organism in Eukaryota, Metazoa, Chordata, Actinopteri, Kurtiformes, Apogonidae. The record is from RefSeq and is a predicted model, not a curated record. Gene Ontology annotation, biological process: endocytosis. Gene Ontology annotation, cellular component: clathrin vesicle coat; plasma membrane; endosome. Gene Ontology annotation, molecular function: clathrin binding; phospholipid binding. The transcript has 11 exons. The coding region runs from base 442 to 2217 and encodes 591 amino acids.
AUAUAGCUAGGCGGAGGCGCAACAAGCUCCUUGAGCGCCCAAAUAAGUACAUUAUCUAGACUGUUUUUCAUUGGAAUCGUUGAAACUUAUUUAUUGUUUUAUAUCCUCGGAUUAACCGCGACGUACAAAGUGGACCAAAACACACAGUGACGGUGAUGGCGUGGUCAUGUGUGCAGCCAGCACCGUGUGUGUGGAAAUGGUUUUAACAGACGCUGUUUUGGAGGACUCAGGAACACUACACUGGCCUGGGGAAGCCUCAUAAAUACACAAACUACACAACGACAACAAAAUUUUGGACAAGGCAGAUAGACACACCACUGCUGUGCCGUGAGAAAGGACACAGACACUUUGACCCACAUUAAGACUUCUGACUCAGACGUUUGGAAAUCUACUUUUUCUCCUCAUUGCGUUGCUUGUGUGUGUCUCGUCUCUGCUGCCAUCAUGCCAAGCACCUUUCGUCGGCAGUUUAAGAACACGGUGAACAACUACUCCGUAGUAGAGAGGAAAGUCAGGGAGGCCACUUCCAAUGACCCAUGGGGUCCGUCGUCGUCGCUCAUGUCGGAGAUCGCCGACGCGACCUACAACGUUCAGAUCUUUGGCGAGAUCAUGGCCAUGAUCUGGAAACGACUCAAUGACCACGGCAAGAACUGGCGACAUGUCUACAAGGCGCUCACCCUGCUGGAUUACCUGAUCAAGACGGGCUCAGAAAGAGUGGUGGUGCAAUGCAAAGAGAACAUCUUCGCCAUCCAAACUCUGAAGGACUUCCAGUACAUCGACAAAGACGGCAAAGACCAGGGCAUCAAUGUUAGGGAGAAAAGCAAACAGCUGGUGGUCCUACUCAAAGACGAGGACCGCCUCAAAGCAGAACGGUCUCAGGCAUUGAAGACCAAAGAGCGUAUGGCCCAGGUGUCCACAGGGAGCAGUCAGAUGGGCUUUGGCCGAGGCUCAUCUCAGCCCAACCUCUCCACCUCCUACAGCGAAGAGUACGGCAGGUCGGAGGGUUCACCUGCUUCCUACCAUGGCUCUACUUCUCCCAAUAUGGGUUCAGAGCUGGAGCAGGCCAGACCUCAGACCAGUGGAGAGGAGGAGCUCCAGCUGCAGCUGGCUCUAGCCAUGAGCAGAGAGGCUGCAGAGCAGGAGGAGCGCAUUCGCAGAGGGGAUGACUUAAGACUACAGAUGGCCUUGGAGGAGAGUAAGAAAGAAGGUCCAGGCUCGGCAAAACUGCCCAAGAAGAAGAAAGAGCCUCAGUCGUCUUUGAUGGAUCUGAUGGACGUCCCAGAGCCGAGUUCUAGCACUGACCCUUGGGGUGCAGGGGCUGGGGCCGGGGCCGGGGCCGGGGCCGGGGCAGGGGCCGUGGCUGCAUCAGCGGACCCCUGGCAGCCCUAUGGCUCUGUCCCCAAGUCAGCAGCCCCAGUGGACCCAUGGGGCGCUCCUCCCUCUGUCCCCCCCAUGAAGAGCAGCGAUCCCUGGGCACCGAACUCUACCCCCGCCCCUGACCCCUGGGGCUCAGCAGCGAACCGCCCCAAGACCUCCAACACAGGAAGCUUUGACCUGUUCAGUACUUCCAAUGGUACGUCCAAAGAGGACUUCUCAGAGUUUGACAGUCUGCGCUCCUCCUCCUCUGUCCCCACUGGUGACGGGGGCAUAGCUUCCUCUAUUCCCUCCCAAGCCAGUCUUGCUAGCAGCGGCAGCUUGGACCUCUUCGACCCUCUGCCCACCUCCACAUCUACAUCUAUAAACCCAACCAGGAAGACUCCAGAGUCCUUCCUGGGUCCAAAUGCUGCCUUGGUCAAUCUGGAUUCUCUUGUGACCAAACCAGCUCAGCCUGCACCAGUCGUUAACCCAUUCUUGGCUUCCGCAGGCGGCGCCGCUCCAGCUGCAGCGCCCCAUGCCAACCCCUUCCAAGUGAGCCAGCCAACUCCCCCCACCCUCAACCAGAUGCGCGUCAGCCCCAUGCCCUCCGGUUUCGGCUCCAUGGCCGAGCCCAUGUCCUUGGCCUCCGUGCCCGCGCAGCCCAUCACCAUGGUCCCCCUGGCGGGAAUGGCCCCCAUGGGUCGCGUGAUGCCCGGCAUGGGGGUCGGCCCCGUGGGAGGGGGGACCAGCGUGGGGAUGAGCGCGGGCAUCCCGGCGUCCAUGUCCAUGCCGCAGCCCCUGAUGAGCAUGCCCCCCCAGGCCGGGGCGCAGCCGACCGGAACCACCAACCCCUUCCUUUUGUGAGGGGGAUGACUCGGGGACGAACGGCCCCAGAGUGACCCUCUCCUGUCUCUCUUUCUCUCUCUUCCACUUUGGCUCAAUAAGAAGCUUCAACACGAACAAGGAGAUGUCUUAUCCCGUUUAUCCCUUUAUAACUAACUCCGAGGCCAGGUCCAAGCUCCAGCCUGGCACCUUCCUACUGUACCUUACCCCAGACUCUUUUCUUCCUCUCUCUCUAUAAAUGCUUCAAGCUGCCUACUCCUGUGUGUUCCAUACUGAUCUGACGGUGAUGAUGUUGAUGAUGAUGAUGGCCACAAACAGACUAGACUUACAGAGCAGUAGUGGUGUUUACAGUUUUUCCACGGAAGCAGGACAGGAUCCGGUCUCUCCUCCUUUCAGUCUCUGGCCUCCUCUCCCUUCCUUCCUGUUCCCUUUUGUGGAGGAGUGACAGGAGAGUCUGACUAUACUAACGCCAGGAUCUGAUCUCUACGCUAGAGCUAAUCUUUUAUAAGCCCCAUCAGCUAGUGCGAGUGUGUUUGUAUGCGUGUGUGUGUAUGUGCACAUCUCAGUACUUUUACACUGUGUAUAUUCCAGUGGGAAACUCUCACACUGGAGUAGGAAUGAAAGAGAUGGUCAGAUGUGUUUAUACUUUGUGUGUUUGCGUGUUACUAAGCAGGGAUUUUGCACAAUAUUUGCUUUUGUUUUAUUUUCGUUCCUUUUCCGCGACUGUUGGGCUUCACCGUCACACCUUAGCUUAGGGAGGGAGGCUCGCCGCUUAAACGAUCCGGACAACACACACACACACUGCCUCGACUCUCGGUACCACACAGUAACUCCCGAUUCGGUAGUCGCUCCCUUCGCCUCGGACCGUUUACCCGACCCUCCGCACGAACUUUGACCCCCAGGGGUGACGGACACUAAUCAGAGAUGAACCCCUCGUUCUAGGAGUCGGGGAAAAGCUCGCAUUCGUACGUUAACGCUCAGAUACUAACAGCCACAUUUGGAUGUAUUUGUCGCUGGAUGUCCGUCUGUGUGUGUGUUUUCAGAGCAAAAGAUACAAACUGUGAUUGCAUCAGUAUUUCAUUAUCUGGAUUUUUACAUGCAGUGAGGCAUUGUGGGACUUAUUUUUUUUAAUUAUUAUUAUUUUCACUUUAUUUCUUUCUAGGGUCAAAGGGAAGAGAGAGGGCUAUGUUUAUGAGUUUGUGAGGUCCCCAUCCCCGUCCCCCUUUUUUUUUUUUUCUCACACAGAGAAGUGGAAGAGAGAGCCGACGUAGAAUUGGCUUAAAAAAAAAGUUAGUUUCUAAUGCUUGCGAGUCAAAAUAAAGAGUACAAUGUAAGCAUCUGCAGCCUUAAGUGUAUUUGUGUAUACGUGUGCGCGCAACCGUACGUCAAAACAGCGGAAAUGCAUCGACAGCGUUGCACACAAAGCUCUGAGUUUAAAGGGCACGCCAGCCACCGACAGAGUUUUCCUCUGAGUGGAUUUACUUCGGCUAAUCCGUCUGCAAGAACAUUAUCUCGUGGACGUACACACUCCUCCGCUCAAAAAAAAAAAAAGGGUUGUUCCUGGACCGGUCUAUUGAUAGCACCGGGAUUCCCACAGCGAUCAACAGCGAGACACGCCACGUAAACAAGCGGUUACUUUUUUCGUCGUUUUUGUUUAUUUACUCCUAGAUUAGAUCCGUAGGCGAUGCUGUGUGAGCGUCGGAGCUUCGUAACUAGCUUAAGCCACGUGUCAUCUCCGUUCUCUUACGUCUGUUUUUUUUCUAUCAUUCUGUCAUAGUUUAGAGUCUUAGAAGCACAACUGUUACCAAAGUCAUAGCAACUGUCAUUUGUCAACAUCAUACUUUGAGUUUUUUUUUGUUUGUUUUUUUUUUAAACAGUAGGGUCAUGCCUCACUGACAUAAUUUUGUUUAUACUGUAGAUGCUCGCGGUAUUAAGAUUUUAUGUUUUUCAGAGCUAUUUUACGAUUUGUUCAAGAGAUAGUAUGAGGAAGUGUUACUGAGCAGCUCAUUUACUGACAGCAGGCCGAGUGUCUACGUCUCCUCAGUUUGUCGAGAAAACACGGCUAAACAUGAAUCGCACCCGGUUGUAUAAAACCCUUCGUUGUAGGUCACUGUACUCCCUUUUUUUUUCGUUUUUUUUUCAUUUGUUGUUAUCACUGCCAAUGUUAUUAUCAUGAAAAAGGUGGGGUUUUUUCUUUUUCUGUUUUUGUUUUUUUUUUUCGGUGCAAGUUGGUGCGCUCUCCUGGUCUGCUGUGGUAUGAAAGCUACUCCACAGGACCCUUGAUAUUUCCACUAACUGCAGACCUCCAUUUCUCUCAGGCAAAAGGAGGGGCAGCUCCAACUGUGUGUAUGAUUUUAAUGGUGAUGAUGAUGAUGAUGAUGCUGAGGGUGGUGAUGAUUUUUAUGCUCUGGGGGGGGUUCCGAAUGAAUGGUUUUGGCAUUUACUUGCAGACCAGCAAAUAUUUUAAUCUCAACUAAAUAUAUGCAAAAAUUGGAGUCGGAUAAGUAAAAAAUAUAUGAAGACUUAACGCUGGAUGUUUUGCAAAUAGUCUUUUUUUUUUUUUUUUUUUUAUUCUCGUUCAAACAUGUCACUUUCUCACCGGCCUAGGCCUCGCUGCACCCCGGAGAAUUUUGUUACGGAUGCAUCAAAAAGGUCCGACUUGAACAAAUCCGACACUCCCAAACGGUCGGACGACUGUGCAGCUCGCAGAUGUUUGACGGUCGUAGUCGUGGUCGGUGCAGUGAAAUCGUGGCCUGUGCGUUACUCUGUACUCACUACGCUUUUAUCAAGAGGACUAACUGACUUUACGGACUGUCUUUAUACGCGUAACCCGCCUCCUUUAUUCUUUACCGUUUCUGUCUAUUUACCCUUGUCAUACUGUAGUACUGGGAGCAGGCUGCUUUUUUUUUUUUUUUUUAUCGGAUACAUGCUCAACCCUGGCAUUAUAACUGUAUAAUAUAAUUUAUCAUUUGUACUAUUGUAACAUACUGUUCUUCUGUAUACCUUAUUAUUCUGUGUAAUGGGAUUUUUUGUAGGAAAAGUCACCGUGGUAUUUUACCGGCAUCUAAACAAACGCAGCAGGUCGCACCCUGUUGGAUGUAGCUGCAUUGGUCAAAAUAAAAUGUGUAUCUCUUCAGCUCUGUUAA